GUUGACCCAGUGGCGUCACAAAGCGUGCGGCGGCGGAUUUCCCGUCCUGCCUCGGGGCUCCCGGUCGCUCGGCUCCAGCUGGAGAGACGCGCCUGGGAGUCUCCGGUGUCGAGCGCUCCCGGUGCCCGGGCCACUGUGUCCCUCCCUACCCGGGAACAUGCCGCGCCGCCCUCCGCAGUGAUCCCCGGACAGAGGCAAUGACAGCGGCUCCGGUAUCCCCGCGGGAGAUCAGGGAGAGGCUGCUGCAGGCCAUCGAUCCGCACAGCAAUGCCAAACAAAGCAGCAGAAGCAAAAUGAAGAUUCGUAACAUGGUGGCCGUGUUGGAAGUGAUCUCCAGUUUGGAGAAGUAUCCAAUUACCAAAGAGGCACUGGAGGAAACCCGACUUGGAAAGCUAAUUAAUGAUGUUCGUAAAAAGACCAGUAACGAGGACCUUGCCAAACGUGCUAAGAAACUGCUACGUAGCUGGCAGAAAUUGAUAGAGCCAGUACAGGCUGAGCAGGCUGCCAGAGGUACUCCCAACACCCAAGGUUCAGCAAAUGGUGGUGGUACCCACAACUGUAAGAUAGAGACCAAUCAAACUGCACUGUUGGGCGGAAAGCCUCUUCAGGACCUUAAGGGCAGGAAUGAUAUCCAGAAGGCACAUUCACCCAAGGCUGAAAAGGUGGCCAGUCGAAAAAGAAAAGGGGAAUAUAGAGAUGGUACCCAAGGGCUUGCUUGCAAAGUGGGCAAACCGAAUCAGGAGCCGUUUCAAAAUUCUUCACCACUCCCCACCAAUGGAAUAGGAGGUAGUCCUCCGGAAAACCUACUUGGUUCUCUUGAUGGCAGUUCACAGACUAACAGGUUGGAGACUGCUGAAAAUGAUAAACAUGGUAAAAUCCCAGUAAAUGCUGUCCGGCCGCACACCAACUCCCCUGGACUUGUAAAACACUCAAGCACUUCCUCUUUAUUAAAAGUGGCCGUCCUACAACAGCACAGUGUAGGGUUAGAAGAAACCCAUUCUCUUCAGCCACGAAGUCCACGCUGUUCCUCUUACAGCCCUCGUGGCACUAGGGCAGAACUAUUGGCACGGCAGCACACCACAUAUGCACCAAAGGGUUCUGCGCCCAGCCCCUCUCAAAGGCUGCCUGGUGUAGACACUGCACAUCCUCCCUCUUCUCAAUCCCCUGUGCGCCCUUCUACACCCCCUGCCAUAGCAAAAAGACUAGAAUCUCCUAGAAGGGAUUUUGCAGUCUCUUCACCUCAUAGGUCUGUAGAGCAGUUGGUCUCUACUGACUACCAACUUCAGCAGUCACCUAGGGUAACGCAACAGCACACCCCACAUGGACAUCGUAGUGGACAGCCUAUCACAGAUCCUCAAACACCUCGCAGUAGCUACUCACCAGAGUCCUCAAAAAUGGACAGCGAUGACGCAGCCUCUGGUUCAGACAGCCGCAAGAAAAAGAAAUCUCGUAGUCGAGGAGAUCAAGAAGGAUACUCGGCAGAUGGGAAUAGCAAACAAACUCGAGUAAAAAAGGAUCGUAAAUUAAAAUUUGAUUUCAUAACUGGGCAAAUAAAACCUUUAACAAACAAAGAUCCAUCCCAGGCAGAGAUUUCAACUCCCUCAGCCCCCUCAGCCCCCUUAGCCCCUUCAGCCCCUUCAGAACAGCACAGAACUGAGACAGACAAACAAGACCCCAAACUCGGCCUGCCAAGUCCCUUUGAACAGACAGACUGGAAGGAGUUGUCUCAAAUUGGGAUUAUUCAGUCCUAUCUCAAUCGUCAGAGCAGCUUGUUGUCUUCCUCUGGUGUACAUACACAGAGUGCACAUUAUUAUAUGUCUGAAUAUUUAAAACAGGCGGAAUGCAGUAAGCGGGAAGCUAGAAAGACUCAUGUUUUAGUGCCACUUGCCCUACCGAGUGAGCUGCCUGGAAAAAGCAGGGAAGUGACUAGCGCUGACGUAGACAGACUUCAUAAUCAACAUUGGCCUGGUGUCAAUGGCUGUCACGAUACACAAGGCAACUGGUUUGAUUGGACGCAGGGCAUCUCCUUGGACCCUCAUGGUGAUGAUGGUAGAUUAAACGUCUUGCCUUAUGUCUGCCUAGACUGAGUACCAGUCCCAAAUCUGCUUUCUCAUAUCUGUGGUUUUCACUGCAAACCAUGGGUCGCUCUGCGACCAAUGCUCAAAAUGGAAAAUUUGAUUGAGUUAAGUUCCCUUUUUUGGGGGAUGUGAAGGGUUGGGGGAGUAGAGCCUGGAAGGGAAGCUUUGUGUCCACUACAUCCUGGGAAUUCUCUUCCCCUGUUGGAGCUCCCCCCCUCUGUCUGCCACACAUGUUCUUUUGUGCUAAAUGCUGCUACCAGAUAACUUGGCAAAGGAUUACAGAAGGGGGGUCAAGAAAUGCAAUGGAACAGUGUGCAAGGGGGGUUCCACUUGGAGUUUUGAAACUCCUAUAGCAAGUGAGCUAUAAAAUAUAUGGAAAAAAAUAAAUAAAGUGUUAAGUUCAAACCUACCCUAAGAUUGCAAAAAAGGUGAAUAUUUCCGGUACCUGCGAAAGGGCUGGAAUAAAAAAAAAAAAAUUAUAUAUAUGACAGGUACCUAAAUCUUAUGUGAAAGAGGAUUUAAAUAAGUUGAGAGUAAGUUACCUUAACAGAGUAUGCAUUAUUUAUUUGAAUUAAUGUUUUCCUUUUUCAGAUUUUAUUUCAAUUUAAAAUUUGACAGUAAAGUGUCUAAAGAGGCGCAAAGUAUAGAAGUGUUCAGUUCCAAGCAUCACAGCUGAUCCCUUUAUGUUGACUAGGGGAGAGUCUUAAAAAAGCAUUCCCUCCUCCCCAUCAUAUAUAUAUUUUUUUUCUCUCUAAAGUUUUUGUUGUACUCAUCUACCAUCACACACAGUUCAGAUAUGUAAGCUGCUGCUAGUUUCCCUUUUAUAAGCCCAAUAUAAAAUCUACCUUUCCACCGUUUGAAACCUGUUCAAGCCCCAACACAUGUGAUUUCUAACCAUAUUUCAGUGUUUUCAGCAUCUCUACAUUAGAAAUGAACUGUGUUCAUUUUGCCCCUAGUGAGAAAAGUUCUUUAAAUUACCCUAGUUUUAAAAACUUAAAGGUGACGGAUGGUGCUACCAGCUUCUAAAUUGUCCAGAGGCCGAACACAUAAGGCCAGUUGGUAUGCUAGGGGAAAAAAAGAAAAAAAAAACUUUAACUACUUGCUACCAUUCCUUUUAGAUGUAAUCUGCCUUAUGGGAUCUCCAUCAAAACGCGAUUUUUUUUUAAUUUUUUUUUUUUCCUUGGGUUUUUUUUUUGCAAAAAAUAAAAAAAAAAUACAUCAAAAAAACAAAGCCUUAGUUGAAUGUACAGUAAGACUUCUGUAUUUCUGAUAUGCAGAAGAGAGCAACUUUGCUAACUUUCGUCCUAUCGGUGGACAAAUUGUGAUAUAAAUGUGGAAACCAUAAUAAAAAAAAUACAAAUUGUG
This is a messenger RNA of Rana temporaria (common frog), 3443 nucleotides long. RefSeq names its product mediator complex subunit 26 (gene MED26). The record is from RefSeq and is a predicted model, not a curated record. The transcript has 4 exons. Gene Ontology annotation, cellular component: nucleus; core mediator complex; mediator complex. Gene Ontology annotation, biological process: positive regulation of gene expression; regulation of transcription by RNA polymerase II. Gene Ontology annotation, molecular function: transcription coregulator activity. Lineage: Eukaryota; Metazoa; Chordata; Amphibia; Anura; Ranidae. The coding region runs from base 198 to 2087 and encodes 629 amino acids.